AUGAGUGCUACCGGAAUGUCAGAAAAUAUGGUGAGGCUAUUCCAGAAGAUGAAAUCUGAACUCGACCAACAAACCGCAACUAUUAAAAAGAACGUAACCGAAAAUAUCAUGCGCUCCACAGAUGAAAAAUUGCAACCAAUUUUGGAAGAAAAUAAAUGCCUAAAAACUGAGAUACAAAAAUUUAACGAAAGUAAUUAUUCGGAUUCAGAUCCACUUUGCUUGGAGUUCCGCAAACCGUGCCGACACAGUGCAAAUUCGAAGAGCAAGUUCAAAUGUAGUGACAUUUCAAUGGCAUUGGUUAUAAAGAAUCGGGAAUUGCUAAACAAGCAUACUUCAAAGUCGAAUCAAGGCAGAUAUAUGAGUAGAUUCAUGGCACCUUUUGAACCACAACGGAGAAAUAAAAUUCCAAGUCAGGGUAUUGCCAAAAAACGCAAGUUGAGUUGCAGCUAUUUCAUAUUAUCCAAAAAGAAGAAGAACAAGUUAAUAUGCAAAAAAUUAUUCAUGGCUGUAUUUGGGAUAAAGGAUAAAAGAUUAACUUCAAUUAACAACACCUGCUUUAAAGGAGGAAUCCCGAAGGAAAUCGCUGAGCACCUACAAGUAAAACGGGGAUUGUUUUAUACAAUUUGGAACAAAGAAUAUAACAUAGGCUUUUCUACACCAUCAUCAGACGUCUGCAAUGCAUGCACUUUAUGGGGAAAUAGGAUCAAAAUAGAAAAGGACCAACAGAAGAAGCAAGAAUUAAUGGUACAGAAGAGAGUCCACAAUCUACGUGCAAAAGCAUUUUAUGAUUUUAUUAGGGAAAAGCCCCAGAACACCAAGUCGUUGUCGUGUUUUGAUAUGCCACAGGUUCAAGCGUUGCCUAAAACGCCCAUUCAAGAUUCGUUUUAUGCCCGUCAGUCAGGCAGAGGAUCGACAGAGAUAAGCUCAGCGCUCUAUGAUUAUUUGACCAAAAUGAACAUUGCCAGCGAUAUCCACACCAUAAGACUGUUCUGUGAUGGAUGUGGAGGACAAAAUAAGAACAGCAUUGUCCUCCAUACUUUGAUGCAAUGGCUUUACGCAAAGUCACCACAAAAUAUUAGGGAAAUAAAACUGUAUUUUCCAGUCCGUGGGCACAGUUUUCUGCCUGCGGACAGGGUCUUUGGGAGACUUGAAAAACAGUUAAGAAAAGUUCCUGUUAUCACAACCCAUGAAGGUUAUUAUGAAAUAUAUAAAAACCAUGGUGAUCUUAGACUUCUAAACAGAGAUUGGAAAAUUUUCAAUGUCAAAGAACUGGAUAAGCAUUUGAUAAAGAUUGAACGAAUACAAAGUUUAAAAAGAAUUUUCAUAAAAAAAAUAUGUGGAAUAAACCAAAAUGUCAAAGGCUGUGCUGUAUUGGGUUUUUUGAACUACAGAUUUGGAGAAGAAAAACAAAGUGAAACUCUUUUGAAAAAGGGGAAGAGAAUUCCUACAGAGCUCUCUGUGAUGGAAGCGACUACAAAACCCUUAAAUGCUAAUAAAAAAAAUUAUGUUCUUGCAUUACUAGUAAAGCAAUUUGGAGAAACAUGGGAGGAAAUAGAUGAGUUAAAGUGGUUCAACAAUAUAUUGCAUAAUGACAGGAGAGAAACAUAUUCAAAAUACAAAAACAGAAACCCAAACAGUGUAUCAGACAGUGCAAGGUCAGGAAAAGGUACAGAUGACAUAUACAAGCCAAAAGUAUUUUGGUUUGAUCAGAUGAACAGUUUUAUUCGUCCGUUUGUUCAACAGCGACCCACACAAUCGAAUCUGAUACUUCCUACAGAAAAUUCCUCAGAUGCCUCAAUAGAAAAUAGUCUACAAUCAGAACCUAACUUUGAGUGCAGUACUAGCCAAAACUCUGAAGACGUGACACAGAUAGCAUCGAAAAUUGAUACACCUGCGAUAAUCAAAAGAAAGAUUGAACCACAACUAUCAACUUCAAAAAGUAAAAAAUCUAUUGGUGAUCAUGAAAUAGGAUUUAUGACAAGUGCUAUUGACAAAUUGAAUGCAAUUUCAAAUCGCGCAUCACAAGUCGCUACAAAUAACGAUGAUAGUUAUGAUCAUUUUGGGAAAUAUAUCGCAUCAAUGUUAAGAAGUAUAGGACCACCAACAGCAAUACGAUUACAACAAAACUUCAUGAAUGAAAUUACAAAUGCUAUGUGCCCACCAGAAUAUGUUACUGAUAAUUCAACGGCUGGAAGAUCAAGUGGAAGACAAUCAAAUUUAAGUACUUUUUCGGCUAGUAAUGAUGACGACUACAUGACAUUAUUUACAGAUUUAUAA
Messenger RNA from Pieris macdunnoughi, 2277 nucleotides. The record is from the annotation of a GenBank genome assembly. NCBI's taxonomy places the organism in Eukaryota, Metazoa, Arthropoda, Insecta, Lepidoptera, Pieridae.